AUGGCUUCCAAUAGAAUGGCCAAAUCGCCAUCACCGAACACGGCACUCACCAAUGACAAUGAAGAUCACGGGAUAGAUAUUACUGCUUCAUCACGCAAGCAUGCUGGCUCAUCUUCAUCUUUGUCUAGUCUGACAAUUCCACAACGAGCAAAUACAACCGAGUCAUCACUUCUGAGACAAAGACUGCAACUGCAACAACCGCAAAGCGGCACCAAUGGCAAGCCGAUACCCCAAGACACAAACACACCAGUUGACUUUAACACCUCAUUCGAUCUACUCGAUUACAAAUCACUCACUUUAGAGAACAAAGGAUCAGUAGCCCGUGACCAUAUGGCCAACGAACGUACAUUCUUGGCUUGGUUGCGAACAUCGCUUGCAUUUAUAACUAUUGGCAUUGGAGUCACGCAAUUGUUUCGAUUAGAGAAACCAGGCACUAGGGUCCACACAUCUGAUCGAAUCAUCGAACUAGCCUCGGAUCACAAGAGCGAUGACUUGAAACGAUAUGGCAAACCUUUGGGAUCGAUAUUCAUAAUAUUGGGGAUAUUGACUUUGAUUAUGGGGUUUAGACGGUAUUUCCAUGUUCAACGGUUAUUAACCGAGUCUUAUUAUCCGGCAGCUAGAUUGGGCAUUGGAGUAUUGUUGUUUUUGAUCUUGAGUGUUAUUUUGGUGACGUUGGCCAUGAUUUUACAAACGUCUUUAUUGUGA
Molecule: messenger RNA, 705 nt
Organism: Lodderomyces margitis
Lineage: Eukaryota; Fungi; Ascomycota; Pichiomycetes; Serinales; Debaryomycetaceae
Exons: 1
Coding region: 1-705 (234 amino acids)
Source: RefSeq, a predicted model, not a curated record